This is a messenger RNA of Marmota flaviventris (yellow-bellied marmot), 1593 nucleotides long. It is a transcript of the gene Slc45a2, whose product is annotated as solute carrier family 45 member 2. The record is from RefSeq and is a predicted model, not a curated record. Gene Ontology annotation, cellular component: membrane. Gene Ontology annotation, biological process: transmembrane transport. Lineage: Eukaryota; Metazoa; Chordata; Mammalia; Rodentia; Sciuridae. Gene Ontology annotation, molecular function: sucrose:proton symporter activity.
AUGGGCAGCGACAGUGGGCAGGCUGGCAGCCACACCUAUCAAUCCCUAACUGAGGAUGGCCUCUUGGGAUCUGCGAAGCUACCAAAAAGACCCACAGGCAGACUCAUCAUGCACAGUAUGGUCAUGUUCGGCCGAGAGUUUUGCUACGCAGUGGAGGCAGCUUAUGUGACCCCGGUCCUGCUCAGCGUGGGCCUGCCCAAGAGUCUGUACAGCACGGUGUGGCUCCUCAGCCCCAUCCUGGGAUUCCUCCUGCAACCUGUGGUGGGAUCAGCAAGUGACCACUGCCGGUCUCGUUGGGGCCGCCGGAGACCCUACAUCCUCACCUUGGUCAUUAUGAUGCUCGUGGGCAUGGCGCUGUACCUAAAUGGAGAUGCGGUAGUAUCAGCUUUGAUUGCUAAUCCAAGGAGGAAGCUGGUUUGGGCCAUAAGCGUCACCAUGAUAGGUGUGGUUCUCUUUGAUUUUGCUGCUGACUUCAUUGAUGGGCCCAUCAAAGCGUACUUAUUUGAUGUCUGCUCCCAUCAGGACAAGGAGAAGGGCCUCCACUACCAUGCCCUCUUUACAGGUUUUGGAGGUGCCCUGGGCUACCUUUUGGGUGCCAUAGACUGGGGUCAUAUGGAACUGGGAAGAGUCCUGGGCUCAGAAUUCCAGGUCAUGUUCUUCUUCUCUGCGUUGGUGCUCAUUUUGUGUUCCAUUAUUCAUCUGUGUAGUAUCCCUGAAGCCCCACUUAGAGAUGUCACAACAGACAUUAUUCCCCCAGAACCAGCCUCUCAGGACCCUCCAUUGUCAUCAGAUGGAAUGUACGACUAUGGUUCUAUCGAGAAAGUUAAAAAAGAUUAUGUCAACCCAGAGCUGGCAAUACAGGGCAAAAAGAACAAAAAUCCUGAUGAACAGACUCGGAGGGCAAUGACCAUGAAGUCACUCCUGAGGGCACUGGCGAGCAUGCCACCCCACUACCGUUUCCUCUGCAUCAGCCACCUCAUUGGAUGGACUGCCUUCCUGUCCAACAUGCUCUUCUUCACAGAUUUCAUGGGCCAGAUUGUGUAUGGCGGGGAUCCCUACAGCACGCACAACUCCACAGAGUUUCUCAUCUACCAAAGAGGGGUCGAGGUUGGCUGCUGGGGCUUGUGCAUUAACUCCGUGUUUUCUUCACUGUAUUCUUACUUUCAGAAAGUGUUGGUAUCCUACAUUGGAUUAAAGGGUCUUUAUUUCAUGGGCUAUUUGCUCUUUGGCCUGGGGACAGGCUUCAUAGGACUCUUUCCCAAUGUCUAUUCUACGCUGGUCCUCUGUGCCUUGUUUGGGGUAAUGUCCAGCACCCUGUACACGGUACCGUUUAACCUCAUCGCUGAGUACCACCGAGAGGAGGAGAAGGAGAUGCAGGCCCCUGGAGCAGGCCCAGACAGCAAUGGGCGGGGGAAGGGCGUGGACUGUGCGGCCCUCACCUGUAUGGUGCAGCUGGCUCAGAUCCUGGUCGGAGGUGGCCUUGGAUUUCUGGUCAACACUGCUGGGAGUGUCAUCGUCGUGGUGAUUACGGCCUCUGCAGUAGCACUGAUUGGCUGUUGCUUUGUGGCUCUCUUUGUUAGAUAUGUGGAUUAA